CUUGUGAAACGUACCUACUUAGUAUAGAUUCAUUGAAUAUUUCACGCUAUAGCUACAUUCAACAGCCUUGAUCAACGAUUGAGAGAUAAAAUUUAGUUAAUUUUCGUAUUUCGUGUCUACUGAUAAAAGAAUCACAGGAGUGAAAGAGCGCAAGCAGUUUCGAUAGCUCUAAGGCGUUUUAUAGCUUAAUUGGCACAGCUCACGGCGAGUUGUAUUAUCGAUUGCAAGCCCCUUCGUGCUGUGAUAGUUGGCGAGGUGUACUAAAGAUUGAUAAGAAUCUGAGAAGAGCGGGUGAAAUAUGUGUGUCACUGGUUUUAAGGAAUUGGGUCACAGGUUCAUUUUCAACAUGACAAAUACAGUGAUUGUGUUUUAAAGUGCUACUGAAAGUGCCAUCAUGUAUGGGAUAUAUAUUGGGAAAGAUAAAUUGGAAUGGAUAGCACUAGACUGGAGACAGUCCCACCCGGGCCUGUUAAUUUGGACACAGUAAGGGCACUUCAUCAAACAGUUGUUUCUCUCAGGACAGCAUUAGAAGUUUCCAAGAACGAACUGAAGGAUUUGAAACAAAAAUAUGAACUGCACUCUCAGUGCUUAGAGUAUGCUGAUGUCAUUGAAAAAUUGACUUUAGAAAAUCAUAUAUUGAGACGAAAAAUUAUUGAUACUGGUGAUGAAAAAGAUUUUAAUCCAAAUAUAAAUUUCCAAGUGACAUACAGUCCCAGAACAGAUACUGUUGAUAGGGAUAGUGAAAUACUGAUCCAAACAACUACAGAAAACUUAGAUACUAAAACAAGGAUUGAAUCUGAUAUUUGUUGUUCAGAAAUUCCAAAUACAAAGCUGAGUGAAAAUUCUAAGAGAGUAAGUUAUUGUUCUAUAGAAAGUUCAGAUGAGACCCCAUUGGAGGUAAAAUCUCAAGAUCCAUCUGAAGCAGAUGGUCAAAACACUGAUGUAGAAAUAAGUCGGUCAUCAAGUUGUCUUAAUCAAGAGAAUGAGAAGAUCCAUCAGCCAAGCUUCAAGACAAAAUUAGAAUUGCUUUCAAAGUUUGAUGUAAGAAUAAAAGUUAAAACUGUGAAAGACGGAGAAUCAUCCAGUACUACUUCAGACACUGAUUCAACCUUUACAGACGAUAAAAAAAACAAAGAUAAGAAUAGUAAAGGAAAAUUUGAGUUUCAAGAGAAAAAAGAAGACUUUGAAAGAGCAGCUGAUCCCAAAAAAAAUACCAUAAAUUUUAAAUCGGUAUCUUCCGAUAACAUAACAAUGGCAGUCCCCAAUCCUGAAGGUGAUGUGAAGUCCAAGAAAGAUAAGUUAGUCCAAGUCAGAAUUACUUCAGAAGAGAACCUUAUCUUUCAGAAUAUGAAAGAUAAAAUAGAGCAGGCAAGGAGAAAAGACACACUGAAUUUAGACGUGGAUGAUUUAAGUGUUAGGUCGCUAUCAGAGGGAGACAACUCUGUAUUCUCAGAAGGAGCAACCACACCAAUGGAUCCACAAAUUAGUAAAGAAGACUAUAAACAGGAACAUGAUGCAAGCGGCAAUGAGUCUGAAGAGGUAGAUGAUAUAGAACUCAUAUUUACAACAGAUGAAUCUAAGGAUAUGAGUAAUUUGCAGGAGGACCUGGUGCCAAUACGUGAGACCGAUCAUUGGACUCCACAUUCCAAUUCCACGACGCACUCAACACCAGUCCUCAUCAAGUUCCACACACUGGAUCCUGACUUUCAACCUGGAACUGAAACUACGGACAACAACGAUAACGAAAACCAAGAAAACUGUAGCUUACAAAGUGAAAUAUCAAUGUCGAGCUUAAAAAUGAAAAGAGUUUCUCUUCCCAGUGACAAGGAAAUCAGACAUGUCGCCUUUAACAGCAAAGGCAGUCUUGACAUACCUGGCCGGAGUAUUUUGAAGAGCUGUGACAAUAAAUCUGAUAAUACCCUGUACAAGAAAAGCCCGAAUACAAGUUCUAAAAAACUGGACAGUAUAGACAGUCUCACUUGCGAAUACAAUAGAGGCCUGAGCUUUGACAACACAAAGAGUUCCAGUUUCGAGCUUGGCUCUAGUAUGGAUAUCCUCCACAGAGAUGAGAGUGUGGAAAGUUUCUACAAGACCGCUCACCUAGGGCAUAGGUUUUCGGUGUUUGCCGAAACCGAUAUAUCGAAAUGCGGUAUUUCAGAAGACGAUUUGGCCGUUAAUUUGAAUGCUAGAAGGAACACAUGUCCCAACCCAUUUCAAUACAGGGUGCCGACACACCGCGGAUACAGUCGAGGCGUGACGUCAGGUCCGGUGCGCGCGCGGCCCGUGCUGCGUGACGUCACGGCGCCGCGUCGCGACUCCGCCGCGCAGACCGACGUGUCCGCCCUGCCGCCGCGCUGGAGCUCAGACGGAUACCUCGCUCAUAAGAUGUACACGACUUCCGCGGCGGCAGCGCCUACACUGCCUCAACGCGGCCUCACGCCGAACUCACGCCGUGGGGCUGCGGAAUCUCGUGUCCCAGCAGUAUCGCGACGGUGCUCGGAGGCCAGACGCGUGCUGCUCAGUGACAUCGGUUUUACAUCGAUGGUCCCCGAGUUAUCGCGGUCCGCGGACCCGGUGUGGGCUCUUACGAAGAAGAUGUCUAGUAUUGAAGAGACUGUAACCAAUUCCACGUCUAAAUUCCUGUCGCGCGGCUCAUCGUACAGGUCGCCGGCUCCCAGCCUGGACCGGAGCCGCGACUGGACGCCGCCGCGGGCCCCGCCCUCUGCGGGAUAUCGUCCGUGGCGCAGUUCGUUGCCGGACGUCCGCCGCGACGACACCGAGGAGCUGCUGGAGGAGGCGGAGAUAUUUUUGAGACGAUCCAUCGACAACCUCAGACCUUCUUCGCCUGAUGUGUCGCGAGCGAGCGAGCCGCGCCCCCCGAGCGGCCGCCCCUACAUCCCCGCCGAGCCGCGCGAGCUGCGUCUGGGGCACGCCGUCAAGUUCAUCACCCCGCAGGGACGGGUCGCCGUCGGACGCGUCCGGUACGUGGGUAUAGCGGGCGGCGCGUCCUCCGUGACCGUGGGGGCGGAGCUCCAGUGCGCGGGGCCUCCGCACAACGACGGCACGGUGCGGGACCGCCGCUACUUCCUGGCGGCGCCGCGACACACCGCCGUCUUCGUGCCCUUCUCGAAGGUCGUCAUGGCCUGGGCCAACUAGACGUACUCGACGGAUCAUCGCAAGUUAUAAAAAAACAUCCAAGGUUUUAUUAAUGCAUCUCUACGAAGCUUGAACUAUGAUGUUAAGUUCAACUAGACGUCGCAGUGAAUGAGGUACUCACUUUUGAUAAACUUGGAUCUAAAGGAGGAGAAACGUUUACGAAUGAUAAUAUGUGUUUUUUAUUUUUAAAACUUAAACGCAGUAUUACUAGUGGUGACUAAUAUAUUUUAAAGAGAAACGAUAAGAUUGUCAGUUUUGUUGUUGUCAAUGAAUAAAUCAGCGCCUAAUUGCCUUUGUCGGACAAAAAACCACAAUUAUUUUAUAGAGAAUCUUCUUCUUUUAGUCUAACACUUUUCUCGUUGACUGUACUCGGCUUGUGAGAUGUUGAGACUGUUGAGCUGUAAUACGCGAAUAUACCUAAGUGGAUAUAAGUCAGGGGUUCCCAAACUUAUUUUGUCCUUUGCCCACUUCGUACAUUAUAAAUUAUUUUUAGCGCCCCUUUUUUUACUCAUUUGGUGUCUAAGUGUCCUCCUAGAAGAAAUCAUAAAUCGCCACCCAAGCCUCUACACAACGCCCCUAUUUUUUUUUCUGGGUGUCUUACCGCCCCCCUUUAGGGCUGCAGCCCCCACAAGGGGGCGUUAUCGCCCACUUUGGGAAAUGCAAAACGUUCGUAAACAUUACUUUCUGUUGUUUAUGAAUCGUUGUUACUCUAUAUUGAUAAAAUUUUUAGCUAUCUGGAGGUUAGCUAUUUGUAAUUCGGCGCAUCACCAUUAAUCCAUUUGGUCUUGUCGAGAGAAGUUGUUCGUUUCUAAAUCUAAACAGGCUAAUUAUAUGCGUAGCUUAGUGUGUAUAAACGUAUGCCUAAAACGUGUUUGCUGUAGUUGUCUCUUUCCUUCAUAUUUAAACUAGAAUAUAAAGGUAACAGGGAUGGAGAAAGAUGGAUAUAUAUUUCAAAGGAACGUUCAGGUUGUUAGAGUUGGUAAUGUUCGAUUUCUAAUUUUCGUGUUAUUGUAAUCAGUCAAUAUGUAGUGUAACUUAUAGGAAUAUGGUAAAGAAUUGUAGAUAGAAUUAAUUAGAAAACAUAAUUAUAAUAUUUUUCGUUCGAUAAAUUGUUGAAAAAAAAAUAGAUGCUCUAACAAAAGUGCGGCACAAAAUGAGUCAAAUUAUAUUAUUUAUAAAAAAAAACUCUAAAACUGUGCUGGAAUAGGUAACGUUUUUUUUUCAAUAUAUUAUUAU
Molecule: messenger RNA, 4392 nt
Organism: Bombyx mandarina (wild silkworm)
Lineage: Eukaryota; Metazoa; Arthropoda; Insecta; Lepidoptera; Bombycidae
Source: RefSeq, a predicted model, not a curated record